Messenger RNA from Phlebotomus papatasi, 1912 nucleotides. Its product is annotated as alpha-glucosidase-like. Bases 59 to 1807 code for a protein of 582 amino acids. Lineage: Eukaryota; Metazoa; Arthropoda; Insecta; Diptera; Psychodidae. The transcript has 3 exons. Gene Ontology annotation, biological process: carbohydrate metabolic process. The record is from RefSeq and is a predicted model, not a curated record.
AGUUGGCAAUGUGGUAGCAACACGAAUGGACACUUUAUUAAUCUGACCGAAUAAUAAAAUGUACAAGUUAAUUAUUUUUGUCUUUUUCUGCACAAUUUACAUCUCAUCACCUGCUCAAGUUGAAGUUCGCCGAGAAUACAGCAAACAGUGGUACGAGCACGCGACUUUUUAUCAGGUCUACCCCAGAUCUUUCAAAGACACCAACGGGGAUGGUGUGGGUGAUUUGCAGGGGAUUACAUCGAAAUUGGAAUACCUUAAGAGCAUCGGGAUCAAUGCCAUUUGGUUGAGUCCGUGCUUUCAAUCACCAAUGGUUGACAAUGGGUACGACGUGUCGGAUUUUAAGGCAAUUCACGAUGAAUUCGGCACAAUGGCUGAUUACGAGGAAAUGAUAAGUGUGGCCAAUGAUUUAGGAAUCAAAAUCAUGCUGGAUUUUGUGCCAAAUCACUCGAGUGACAAACACGAAUGGUUUGAGAAGUCUGUGAAGCGGGAAGAACCCUAUACAGACUUCUACGUGUGGCACGAUGGCCGUGAGGAUGAGCAGGGAAAUCACCUUCCGCCAAAUAAUUGGGUUUCUGUAUUUGGGGGGCCGGCAUGGACAUGGGUUGAGGAGAGGGGUCAAUACUAUUUGCAUCAGUUCUAUCCCCAACAACCGGAUUUGAACUAUCGGAAUCCACUAGUGCUGGAGGAGAUGAAGGAAGUGUUGAUAUUUUGGUUGGAACGUGGGGCAGCUGGCUUUCGUCUGGAUGCCAUUAAUCAUAUGUUUGAGAGUCCUGGAUUGGAGGAUGAACCACUGUCGGGAUGGGGAGAACCUGGGUCAUAUGACUAUCUAAAUCAUAUCCAUACGAAAGACUUGAUGGACACAUAUGGAGUAGUUGAGCAAUUCAGGAGGGUUGUGGAUGAUUUUGCAGCCGAACACGGUACUGAUGCAAAAAUCUUAAUGACGGAAGCAUAUGCUAAUCUCACAUUCACCAUGAUGUACUAUGAGUCUGAGUCAGGUGUUCAGCGUGCUCAUAUGCCUUUUAACUUUGGCCUCAUUAACGAUGUGCACUGGGACACUUCGGUGCGGCGGAUUAAGGAGAAAAUUGACGAAUGGCUCGAUAACAUGCCAUCAGGGAACACCCCAAAUUGGGUGGCAGGAAGUCAUGACCAUUCUCGCAUUGCCAGUCGCCUUGGUGCUGAAAGGAUCGGCCUCAUGAACACCCUCGUUCUCACUCUGCCCGGCACAAGUAUCACGUACUACGGCGAGGAAAUAGGAAUGUUCGAUUUCCGCGAUUUUGACUUCUGGGACAGUCGUGACCCCAACAGGACUCCAAUGCAGUGGGACGACACGGCUUUUGCAGGAUUCACCAGUGGCUCAAAAACCUGGCUACCUGUUCAUCCUGGCUAUGUGACCAGGAAUGUACAGCAGCAAACCAGUCAGAAACUCAGCCAUCUCAAGCACUACACCAAACUUUCAGAACUCAGGAAGGAGGAUACUUUCGCCCAUGGAGAUUUUCUUUUGAAAAUCCUGGGGGAGAGAGUUCUUGGAUACUUGAGAUUCCUACCCGGACAUCCUACCUACGCUGUAGUCCUCAACUACCACAACCAAGAAGAAAUUGUCGAUUUGUCUGUCUUUGCAUCACUUCCUGACACUCUGGAGGUCAUAGCAUCUCCGGUGGAAUCUAAACAUUUGUCAGGAAAUAUCAUCAGCAUUGGCAACGUGACAUUGGGACCCUAUGACGCAUUGGUACUAAAAGCAUCUGGUAAUCUUCUAUCACCGGCGAUAAGUCUGCUGUUGCUCGUAUUUGUAAAAAUAUUGAUUUGUUGAUAAAGAAUUGGGGGGGAAAAAAAGAGUGUUAUAUAUCUGUAUUUUAGUGCAAUAAAAUGAACAAUGGGCUAUCAAGAUGUGUACUAUAGUCCCAAAAUUUGAGAA